Saccoglossus kowalevskii is the source of this 932-nucleotide messenger RNA. Its product is annotated as ORM1-like protein 2. The record is from RefSeq and is a predicted model, not a curated record. Gene Ontology annotation, cellular component: endoplasmic reticulum membrane. Lineage: Eukaryota; Metazoa; Hemichordata; Enteropneusta; Harrimaniidae.
CUUGCGUUUUGCAUUGGUUGUAUCACGGAAGUGGUUCCUAAACAACAAUUCUCUCCACUAAGUUGACACGCCAAACGAUUUUGGAACGGAAGAUCUGCCACUAUGAAUGUUGGUGUGGCACACAGCGAGUUGAAUCCCAACACGACAUGGUUGAAUAGUAAGGGUAUGUGGAUAACCUAUACCCUGGCCACUGCAGCGCUGCAUUACAUCAUUCUCAGUGUACCCUGGUUUAGUGUUGCUGUAGCAUGGACGCUGACAAAUGUUGCACAUAAUGUGAUAAUGUAUAUGGCCUUUCAUUAUGUGAAAGGAGCACCCUGGGAAACAGGAAACCAAGGGAAGGAUCGAUAUUUAACACACUGGGAACAAAUGGAUCAUGGAGAGCAGUACACAGCAACUAAAAAAUUUCUUACCUUUGUACCAAUCGUAUUGUUUCUCCUUGCAAGUUUCUACACCAAAUAUGACCACAGACAUUUUGUGAUAAAUGCUGUGGCUUUAAUGGCUGUGUUACUGCCUAAGCUGCCAUACUUUCAUCGCAAAAGGUUUUUUGGUAUCAACGAAUACUAAAGCUAGGAUAUGCAGAACAUUUCUGUCAGGUGUGCUAAUGGAAGACAUUGGACUUGCUCAAUAGAUUAUCAACAUUAAUGAUAUAAAGUAAACAAGGUUUCAAGUUUAUGAAGAUUUACACAUAUUAUCAAGCCAUAUUAUCAAGCCUACAUCCAGUUUUUUUUUUAAUUGUAUUGAUUUGAAGGAGGGCUUUGUCCUGAUUGUAUGACCAAUGCCACUUGUUGCUGCUGUUAUGAUUGAUGUUGCAUAAAAUUACCGACAUUAGUGUUCAGAUCAUUGGGGGGAGGAAUAGGGAGGGUGAGACACCCUGACAUCUCAGUUGCUGCUAGUAAGUGCAUUUACUAUGAGACUGAGUUACCAUAGUGUUG